Messenger RNA from Cladocopium goreaui, 4668 nucleotides. Lineage: Eukaryota; Dinophyceae; Suessiales; Symbiodiniaceae. The record is from the annotation of a GenBank genome assembly.
AUGCUCAGCCGCAUCGUGCUUCCUUUGAUCAAUGAGAUCAGCAUUCCGCCAACAACAUGUUGGCUCAAGAUUAGGUCACCAAGAGGCCGUUCUCAAACGAGAAGAGGAGUUUCUUUGCCUGCAACAACCGGAUAUGCCCCUGGAAGUGCAAACGCCUCCGUCCCCUUUGUCUUCGAGGAGCAACUCAGUCGAGUCCGAAUGAGCAUGGACACUUUACAAGCAGAAGUUGGCAAGGCAGUUCGAGAACUUGCAGGUCACCAGAAAACUCUUGUUGACACCCUUGAGCGUCAGCAGCAUGAGCUGAAUGAUUUACGAGCCCAAAGAGUUCCAAUCCCUCCAAGUGCUUCUCAGUCAGUGGCGGCUGCCAAUGAGGAUCGCUUCGGUGCCAUGGGAGAAACCAGUCCUUUUACUUCUGGACAAGACCCGCCCAUCCAAUUGCCAGUGAAUGCUCAGCAAGGUGCAGGUGGACUUGCAUCGGCGAUGCCAAAUACUGCAGUGAAUGCGAGCUCAAGCACUGGACAUGGGGUAAAAAUUGUCUUACCCGAUGGUACGGAGAUCCCCUUGGGCGGCCAGUCAAAUGCCGCGGGUCCUAAAGUUCCUGGAUCCACACAGCUAGAUGCGCUGCAGAGAAGCGACAAGUGGCUGCCUAGCAUGCCCGUGGUCGAGUCGAAUCGGUGGAAAAGCCGAAUGGAGGAGAUUUUGGGCAUGGAACAGUGGCUCGAUUCAUUUUGCAAUUGGCUAUCUUUGAUUUCAGAGCCAUUUUGCACAGAAGUGAAGUUUUCUGCGACUUCUCCGCUGCCAAUUGACAAGAAAGAUUUGUCAACUGACCAGAUUUCCCGAAGCUCCAGGCUCAUGGCAAUGCUUCGCCAGACCUUCCAGAUGACUCCGCGAGCCAAAAUCAUUCUGCUUGCUUAUGUAGAAGGCCCUGGAGAUAAGAACGGGUAUGAGGCUUUGCGAAGGAUUGUCCAAGAAUACAUGAUCAAGACUCGUGCUGAGUUGAUGCAUUUCCGCACAUCUUUGCUUGGCCGAACUUUCAAAGCUCAAACAGUGACAGAGGUAAUCAAGCAAAUUGAGUUCGAGGAGAGCCGGUACAACAAGCUUGCUCGGAUGUUGCCCUCGAAUGUACCAGCUUCCGAUUUGGCCCUGCUCCCUAGUGAUUUGGUGAUGGUCCUCAUCAAAUCCUUGCCUGUUGGUGUGAGGGAAUAUGUUGUCAUGCAUAGCCCAAGCCAUGACUAUGUGCAAAUGAAAAAUGCCGCUUUGUUGUACGAAGCCAACCAGAGAACUUGGACAGAGAUUGCAGGCAGCAGUUCUGCCACCUACAUGCAUGGAAUGUUUGACACGAAUGACAAGCCGAAAGGAAAGGGCAAAAGCAAAGAUGGUAAGAAAGGAAAGGGGAAAGCAAAAGAUUCAAAUAAAGGUGCAGCUAAGGGCAAUGGUGAAAAGUCAGAGAAGGAAAGGAAUGCCACGUGUUUCCGAUGUGGUCGCACAGGCCAUUUCUCUUCAAAUUGUCAUGCCAAGAAAGACAAGGAUGGCAAGCCGCUUGAAGGGAAGCCCGCUCCAAAGAAAGAUGGAAAGGGAUCUGGUGAAGAGAAAGGUUCCAGCACAGGUCCUCAGAACAAAGGAAAAGGCAAAGGAUCCAAAGGUAAGAAAGUCAAUGAAAUGCUUGAGCAGCCUGAAGGCGAAUCGUGGCCUACCAAUGGUCCAGCUGAAAGUCAGGGUUCCAACGGAGAUGGCAGCCGUGCGUCAGCUGCGAAGCAAGCAGCAGCCCCUUUGAAUCCCAUUUUGCCUACUCAGUCUUGGUUUGAAGACACGAUCGUGCAGUUUGAGCGAGAGCAGAUCACAGAAGAGCAGUUCGAUUUGGUCCACGGAUCAUUUCUCAUGGAGGAACAAUUUUCUUCUGAUUUUGAUUUUUCAUGUUUUGGAAACCCAUCAGAUUUGUGGAGUAAAACCAAGCAUGUUUGUACCAUGUCAGCUGCAGUUUUCAUGCCAAUGAUGCCAGAUGUCCCAUCAGAUUUGCACUGGUGGCUCAUUGAUUCAGGAGCAUCAGCCUCUGUUGUGAGUUCUCGCUUCCUGAAACACUAUAAAGUAGUAAAGAAUCAAGUGCUGGGACCAGCAACCGGCCCUGGGUUUUCAUCGGCAAGCGGUGAGACAAUUCAUCCAACUUCCCUUGUUUGCUUGAAAGCAUUUUUCCGCUUGACGUCCAGAGAAGAUCCUUCAGACACCAUGUUGAAAGAGUGCUUAGUUUCAGCUUUUGUAGCAGAUGUUCCCAAUAAUGUUUUGUCAGUGGGCAGCUUGCUGCGAAAGGGUUGGUCAUUAAGCAGUUCCGGAAGUGAAUUGGAAGUGUGCUUUGGAGGAUACAAUUUGGACUUGGUGACAUGGCAGAAUGUGCCAUGGAUUUUUCACGAAGUUGAGACGGUCAUGGACUUUUCCGAUGAUCGCGAUUUGCAGAAGACAUUUUGGAGCCGUCGGAAAAUCCAUGAUGGUCCGGUGAACACGGUUGAGCAUUUGAGCGAAACUGACAAAUCCAUGUUGAUGACAACCAAGAGACAGCCAGAUGUUUCAUUGGAAGAACUUGACCCCGCUGCUGCAUCCUCUUCUAGCCCAGCAUAUGUUAGUAGUAGGCCUGUUUCCGAUAGUGAAUCUCCAUACCGUGAAAGCCUCAGUGUGGAGCCUAACUCUGUUCCGGAUUCGAGCGAGCCUUUUGAUUAUGAGCCCAAUAUGAUUGUAGACACAAACACAGGAUUUGCAUCCAUUCCUUCAGAAGAGUCUUCAGAGCAUCCAGCUGUAUUGCGAAAACGAGACUUGAAUAAAUCCAAGCUUGAACAACACCGCCGUCAAGGCCAUUUUCCAUUCCAUGCAGAUUGCCUUUCUUGCCAAGCAGCCAAGUCCACGACUCACCACAGAAGAAAGAAGAAGUCGGUGUUGAGCAGUGAGAUGGCAUGUGAUUUUUUCUUCUUGAACUUGGAUAAAGCAAACAAAGAGUCUUUCAAGUAUCUAAUCAUGGUAGAUUUGACCACUGGAAUGAAAGGCGUGGCCCCUGUCCAGUCGGACAUUCGUUUGUCGCACCGAUGGAUACAGGCCUGGCUUGGCGAAUUCAAUAUGUCCACAGAAUGCUCCGAGCCAAUUGAAAUUAUCACGGACGCAGAAGAAGCUGUUUCAAGUUUCAUGAAAGGUGCCAUCAACCACAGGCCAGCUUCAUUUGUCAAAGCGCCGCCGCAAGGUCACCAGACCAUUGGUGGAGCAGAGGCUGGAGUCCGAGCCAUUAAAGAUGCGUUCAACACUCUUCGGCAAGACUUGCGUGAGAAUGGCUGUGAUGUUUGCAUCAGGAAUCAGACAGCUGUGAAUGUGCCAGCUAGCUUGAAGAAAGAUUGCAUUUCCCGAUUUGAGAAGGUGCGACGUUUGAGUGGCAAGCAGAAGCCACCGCCAGGCCUGGGUGAAGCUGAUCAACCCGUCCAGCAGAGGUUUCCAGACUUUCCAGCAAACAGAGAGAAACGAGUUUCGUUUGAUCUUCCAAAGAAUCAACCCAUACCAGAAAGUCUCCCAGUUGAAGGGGGUCAACAUCUCGAUGAGAAUCCACAUGAUGUUCCAUAUUCGCCCAGCCUUGCACCCAGUUCUCCAAAGGCGUUGGACGAGCCAGAAGUCAUCCAUGACAUGGAAGUAGACGACUCUGCUGACGGAAUGGUAGAUCUAAGUGAAUUUGCAGCUGCUGGAGGCGAACCUACAGCCACGGAAGCUAUGGAGCUAGAUUUGGUAACAGCCUUGGAUAACUUUGAGCUUUCGUAUUUAGAAGAGCGUCACAUUGGCAUGUUGCAAUCGGUUUAUCAGAUCCGUGGAGUGAAACCCAAGAGCAGCAAGGCAAACCUUUGUGGGGAAGAAAUCUUACUUUUGUUUCCUGGAUAUGUCAUCAGUGACGCCAAUGGCCAAUAUCUUGACAAAGACCUUGCGUAUGCAGGGAUGCACACUGAAAUCGAUUCCAUGACCAGUCAGAAGGUUGGCAGACCAAUCCAUGAGCAGGAAGCCCAGCGUCUUGCCAAGCAAUGGCAGAUUAGUAUAAUCACUUGCCGAUGGGUUUGUGUUGAGAAAGAUCCCUUGAAUGUUCGCAUGCGACUAGUUGCACGGGAAAUGGCAAAAGGAAAGAGUUCUGCCCGUGACCUCAUGGUUUCUUCGCCUACUUCCAGCAUUGAAUCUUUGAGAAUCCUCAUUGCAGAAGCAGCAGUCCUGGACCUGGUGAUUCUAGGCCUGGACAUCAGUGCUGCAUUCAUGGCUUCUCCUCUAGGAAAUUCAGACACGACUGAAUAUAUCCCAGCAGAUGCCGAGCCCACUGAAUCAACGCAAGUUUCUGAGUUGGAACAAAUUUUGAAACUGAGCCAAAGCCUCGCCGUUGCAGCAGAUGAGUUCACUUUCGAGCUACCCAAGAGAAAUAGGCCUGGACGUGCGAUUUUCAGUGAGAUGAUGAGCCGAUGGGCCAUGCAAUUGAGAUUCAGCCAGCGAAAGGGGGUGCGAAUGUCAUACACCUCUUUCGAUGCGUAUUCAUUGUCUGGUCGCUGGCGGACUCUCAACCAAUCACUAAUCACUUGCUGCAAGCUACAAGCAAACGUUGCCCCAACAAAACAAAAAAAAACAAACUUGCUUUUAGCAAAGUCUUCAAGUCUAUUUGACUUCACGUGA